Molecule: messenger RNA, 378 nt
Organism: Amoebophrya sp. A120
Lineage: Eukaryota; Dinophyceae; Syndiniales; Amoebophryaceae
Source: the annotation of a GenBank genome assembly
AUGCAAAUAAACGACCGAAACGCAUUACCGGCAUUAGUAGCAUGCUCGUACGUGUACUACACGGAUGAUAAAUCCAACUCAGAGACGACGAAGAGUUUUCAACAUCAAGAUCCAGAAACAGUUCUAGCUCUAGGCAAAGACACCGCCACGCGAAGAUGUCCUCGACCAGGCAAGCAAGUCAAACGGGAGGUGGUGCAAAGGGCGUUUCUCAGCCCAGCACAGGAUCCACCUCUUCUACGACUCUCUCGCAGCAAGCACGUCGGUUUUCGCUUCCCGCAACACGGGUCCCAGCCCCGAUUUUGUUCAAUACGCAGCCAGCUGGAAGCGGCAAAAUCAACUUGCAAGGUGGCGCGACUAGCAGCAGCAGCAGGAUCGUGA